This is a messenger RNA of Hyposmocoma kahamanoa, 4508 nucleotides long. RefSeq names its product ribosome-binding protein 1. Bases 185 to 2950 code for a protein of 921 amino acids. NCBI's taxonomy places the organism in Eukaryota, Metazoa, Arthropoda, Insecta, Lepidoptera, Cosmopterigidae. The record is from RefSeq and is a predicted model, not a curated record. The transcript is spliced from 20 exons. Gene Ontology annotation, cellular component: endoplasmic reticulum membrane.
GAUUAGAAAAGAAGCCCGCUGUCGGUCGGUGUCUCGGUGUACGGAAUACAUUAGUUUUCUCGAUUUUUCUGUUAUUUAUGUGUGAGUCAUACUGUUUUUAAAUGAAAUAAAGCAGUUUUAGUUCAAUACACUAUAAAUUCUGCGGUUUAUUUACAUAAUACAGGGAUAGCGUGCAGCAGAUCCAAUGGAGCUGCAGGCAUUGCUAGUGCUAUGCGGGGUAGGUGUAGCUGGAGUUGCUGUCGUACUGCUGAUGGGACUAUUUUCUGCAUCUGGCACCAGUUAUGAGGAAGCAAUUGCUCAGCAGCGAAGAGCCACCACUGAACUUCUUGCUUUAGCUGAAAACAGGAACAAGCCGAAGAAAAAAGAGAAGAAAGCGAAUAAGAAGUUGGCAAAGAAGGAGAAACGAGAGGCCACUAUAACAACUGGCACUGGCGAGGUGGAGAGCGAGGCACUCGCCGAGAGCGGUGUGGAUGAAGACCCUGCUCCCGCUACCAAACCGCACGUGGAGUUCAGUCCACCGAUCGUCGUAGAUGUGCCCGACACCCCGCCUAACGUCAAGAUCCGCAAACGCGGCAAGGAUCCUAAAGUAAAGCCGAUACUGUUAAACAAAGAGGAUCCGAGCUGCGUAAGCGAUCCAAGCGCGGUCUCCACGCCCGAGAAUGUUAUCUCCAACCACUUUGAGGAGAUGCACCCGAAGGACGAGUUCGAGUUGCAACAUUCCACCCUCGCAGCCGAAAAAGCAACGGAAAAAAAGGAAGAAAUUAUUGAGAAGAAAGAUGCUAAAGCUGUGAAGCAACCUAAGGGCGGUAAGGCUGCAGCUAAGCCUGCGGAAGCUGCCAAGGAGGAGGUACCUCGCGAACGACACAACAGCGGCGAGGCUCCAAAGGAGCAACGUAAAGCUAAAAAAAUAGAAAAGAAGCCAUCUAACGAAGAUGCUGUGGACGCCCCGCGUGAGGAGAUAGUACCUCCACUGAACGCACCGCAGCCAAGCGAGCUGACGACUGAAAAGCUUCUUAAGCAGGUGGCUUCCGCGACCAGUGCUAAUACUGCUUCGCCACCUGGUGGAAAGAACAAGAAGAAAAAGCCAGAACCAAAUGUGCUUUCUCUUAUGGCCGGUGAAGGCGCCACUGGAGGUGUGAAUGUGGGUGAAUUAGUGCGUCUGGUACGCGAGGCGCCGCUGUCACGGACCGAGAUACAAAUUCUCACCGACGCGUUACUUAACCGCCACCACGACCCACUGCCGCAGCACUCCGAGUGGACUGAGGGUCCCAACGAUCCUAUGCAGAAAUUGAAGAAGCAACUCGCUGACAAGGAGAAGGCCCUUGCUGACGAAAUAGAAGCAUCUCAAGCUUUGCACGCUAAGCUGAAGGAACUUAGAGCGACCUUGAACGCCGAGCGUGGGCGCGCGGCGGCGGCGGCGCGUGCGGCGGAGCAGGCGGCGGCCGCGGCGCGCGCCGAGCUGCACACGCAGCAAGCGCGCAUUCAGCGCUUGCUCGACGACAAUCAUGCGCUCGCGCAGGACAAGAUGAUGCUUCAAUCUAAACUUGCCGCGGAGGGAGAAGCGCAGUCUCAGAGAGUGCAAAUGGAAAUGCAUAUUCAAAGACUGUCUGAGAGUGAAGCAACACUGGUAUCGCAGCUAGGGGCGUUGCAAGCCGAAAUACAGGCACGAGUAUUGGAGGCAGGACAAGCGCGCUGCGAAGCUAGCGCUGCUAGAGACAGCGUAAUCCUCGCGCAGCAACACGCCGCAGAACUCAUGCAGCAGCUGCAGGACGCGAAUCACACAUGCAACGAGCUGAAAAACCGUCUCCACGACUCAAGCCUAGCAGAACAACGGAUGCAACAAGAACUACGGCAAGCACAAGAACAACUGAAUGGCAUAUCCGAGCUGCAGGCUGAAGUGCAACGGCUAACGGCGCGUGCGCAGGCCGCUGAAACUCAGGUCGAGGCACUCAAGGAAGAUAUCGACAAACAGAAGCAAGAGAUGAACAAAGAAUUGGGCAGGCUAGCUGACGAAGUGGCCAUACGUGAGGCGGAGUUAGCAGAACUGAAGGCAAUGAAACCAGCACAAAAUGGACUCCCUACCAAUGAACAACACAAGGCCACGGAGAUAGCGAAGGUGGAAAGUGUGGUGGAGGCGCUUCGCAGCGAGUUGGCCUCCGAGGCGCGGAAUUGCAUUGAACAACGCGACCAGCUCAAGCAAUUACAGGAGCAGCUCGUCCUUUUUCAGAAAAAGAACGACGAGUUGCGAACUAAAAACUGGAAGGUAAUGGAGGCGUUAAAGUCGACCGAAAAGGUUCUCCAAUCGAGGGCAAGCGCGAUGCCGGCCCAAGAUAUGCCCGAGUCGAUAGCGAAAUCACAGGAAGCACAUUACAACGAAGUGGCGAGUGUUUUACGAAACGUAUUGCCAUCAGCUGCGCCCAAUUCGCCCACAGGCCACGAAUGGUUGCAGACCUUCGCCGAGAACCUCAAGCGCGAAUUAGAAAAACGGGACAUGGAGAAAAAGCAGUUAGAAACACAAGUCCAAGGCAAAACUGUAACGAAACAUGUGGAAAAGGCCGAAGGUGUACUGGAUUCGAGGGUGAAGGAGCUUUCCGCGCAAAACGAACACUUACAAGGACUCGUCGAUAAAUACAAGACUAUUAUUGAUGACACGGAGGGUGUGCUGAGCCGGCUACAACACAACGUGACGACGGAGGAACAGCGGUGGGCCGAGCUGCUGGCCGACAAGCAACGCGAGCUCGACGAACUGCGCCUGAAGACUCUGCAACAGAUGCAAAAGAAAAUAGACGCACUGCAAGCAGAAUUGCAGCAAGCUAAGGCGGCUAAUCACAACCACAGCUUUGCAGAUGCGGAGCGGCUCACAGAGGAACGAUUAUUGAUGGCUGGACUUUCAAGUAAACAGAACACUGACGUAUGUAACGGUCCAUUACAGGUUUUAGAAGAGAAAUAACAUACAUUAAAGGCAGGAUCAAGUACCGCAGUUUUAAACUGUGAUUCCGCGCCGGUGCGUGCGCGCAGGUAACGCACGGCAGCCGCGCGCCGCCGGCCACGAGCGUCACUUCGUGAUACAUUUAUACUCAUUUAUAUCAGGAUUUUGAUGGUAGCUUUCUUCCACAUUUCUUCGGCUAACGAUCUCUUUAACUUUUGGAUAAUAGCUGAUCAAUUUCUAAUGAGCAUUUCACUUCUCUUUGAAAUUCAUACUGCCAUAAUUUCCCAUAUGAGUAUCCAUCAAAUUCCUGACAAUAUUUUAGUAAUAGUCUUUUCACUAAACACUACCGCAAAAUUCUGUACGGCUAGUUGGAAAACUCAGCCUCUCACUUCCCAUUUCAUAAAAGUGCUCAAACAUAGGUUAAGUAGAUGGACAGGUACAAAUUGCAAAUACCUAUCGUCAAAAGACAUGUUUAACAUAGAUUGCACUGCUGUCGGACUCUUUAGAAGUUUGCAAAGCGUUCCUGUGAUUAUUUGAAUGAAUGAAUUGGGAAGUGAUAUUUAGACUACCUCGGAUUUUUUGGCCAUUUGCGAUCGAUGUCAUUUACCGUACUGGCAAGGGUGGCCGAUAAGUUGCAUUCAUUAUUAAAAUCUCAGUGUAGUUGAGAUGGCUCUUCUAAAGGCUUGUACUAGAGAUCAACUCGUGUUUUGGACUGUAUAGUGCGAUGCAAAAACAUUUAUUAUUAAGUAAAACUGCUUAGAAUAUAAUGAAAUAAUGAAUUGAAUCCAUUAUCGUAUAUAAAUGCUUCAGAUUAAUUUGCAGCGAUUAAUGAUUUUUAUUUUUGUAAUUAUUUAUUUAUGUAAUUAUUUUGUUUGGAUGGAGCAUUGAUCGUUAGGGAAAUUAGGUAAUAUUGUGAUGUUGCAAUUUAAAAUUUGCAGUAGGUUAUAUUUAGAUAUUAUGUUAUUAAUAAAUUCCUGUACUGGAUUGAUGAUUGCAAUAAAUUUAGUUUUAAAUCUAUUUAUGGACAAAUUACAAUUAUUAAAUUGAAUCCAUUAGUGACGUGCCUAUGAGGAGUCCUAAUUUAUUGGCGGGCAAUAAUACCAUUAAUAAUAAUUUUACGAAAAACAAUAAACUAGCACAAGAAUAGUGAUUUAGACGACCAGUGAAAUAUUGUCCAUUAAUAAUAUAGGACUUAAGAAUUAUAUUAUUAUGCUUUCAUUUUAUGAUUUAUGAUCGCCGAAUUGUUUUAUAAAUAUAAAGGAAUGUUAUUUACUCUUUACAAUUACGUAUAUAACAUUAUUAUUUAAAGCUAUAUUUUGUAUCUAAUGCAUAAUCAUUUCUGUCAGUGCCUUAGGGGUAAGUUUUGACAGCAGCUGACUGUUUUAAGUUCUAGUAAUAAUUAAAUCAAUUGCUUGUUAUGAAUUACGACAAGCUUUAUCAUUUGGAUGUUAAUUCACGUUGUUUUAUAUAAAUAUCCGUUUAGUAUCAUGAGUUUUAUUACAUUAGGGAAUCACUGUGUCAAAAUGUCCUGAAAAUUGUAAUAGCCGUAGUGUAUGAAACUAAAUGUAAAGUAAGUAAG